GGCUGGGCCAGGACGGCGAAGAGCAUGGUUCUCCUCAGCCAUUGUGAGGAAGGCCUGCUAGGCCUGUGAAGGCCGGGCGUGCCUUCGUCCGAGGGGCUGGUGCACACAGAGACCUAUCUCCUUCCCAAGAGAGCCCCGUUGUGUUUAAAAGACGCUUCCUUAGCGUAAGCAUGUCCGAUCAAGAAGAGCUGAUGAGGUCAUUAAAGAAGGAAGUGAGGUCACUGCUGACACCAGCAAAGGAAGGCCUCACCCCUUUCCAUUUAGAACAAGAAUAUAGGUAUCUGGUUGGAAAACAGCUUCCUUUUCGUUCCCUUGGCUACCACUCUGUUAUGGAACUGAUUAAGGAUAUGCCUGAUGUUGUGAAAAUAUGCCCUAUGGCGAAUGGCAGUGUCAUCCUCAGAGUUAUUGCAGAUGAGUGCACAAAGCAGAUUGCAAACUUGGUUGCAAGACAGAAAAGUAAACCUAAGCCACCUUUCUACAAGCAAAGGAUGAAUUACAUGCGGUACACUGGACCACUUUGGCACCCUCAAAGUCCUCUGAUUUUGCCUCGGAGGGGGCGGCUUCCUCCCACUCUGCCAGCUGUUGUAAAAAGUGAACUGAAGGAACUGCUGAAGCUUUCCCCUGUCCUACUAUCAAACUUUGACAAAAUGUUUUUUCAGUACUUUGGACGGAAAUUUGAGUUGAGUCGUUACGGGUUCUACUCCAUGUCCGAGAUGCUGAAUGCAGCUUCAGAUAUCAUCACAAUUGUUCAAACAAAGACAGGGUCCCUAUUGACUCUAAAAGACAUCCCACCCAAGAAACAGACGAACAAGUUGCUAAAGGUAAUCCAACCAAAUGAAAUGAAGCAGACUUCGCAUACUGCUGUACUGUCACCUGUUGUGAACACUGGCCUGUCUACAGAUGACCAAACUAAGAGUCCAAGGGAGAAAUGUGAUACUUCUCAACCACAGCUGAAAAUGGAAACCCCACUGCUGAAAUCUGAAGAGAGAUUUGAACAAUUUUCUGUAGAUUCCCUACCACCACUAUCACCACCAGAGCUACAAAAGGAGAUAAAAGCAGUACUUGCCAAUAAAGGACCUGGAGGGAUAGUCAGCUCGGAACUGAAGGAAAAAAUAAAAAACAUUGUAGCACAGCACCCAGAAGGCUUGCUUGUUUCCAAAUUACCUCAGGAAUUUGAGGCACAUUUUAAAGAAGCAUUGCCAGUAAAAAAGCUGGGUUUCUUAAACCUUAUGGAGCUAAUCGGUGCACUUAGUGAUGUUCUCCAUAUUGAAUGCAAAGAAGGGGAACAAGACUGGCUCAUCUUCAGUGUUGAUUCACAGUCAUUAAAAGAUGAUGAAAAACAAAAUGUCAAGACUGAUCAGUCUGGUUCAUUAGUGCACGAGGACACUUCUGAUGAACACAGUGUGCCUUGUUGGGAUUUUUCUUUUGAGGAUACUAAAAGUCCAGUAACUAAGUUCAAUGUCGUCACAAAGAUGGCGACACCGUACUUCGAUAUGGAGAUUCCUGGCAUUAUGCAGGAGAUUGUGGAAAAUGAAAUUCCACCUGAUGCUGCCCAAGACAGAAGUCUCUUUAGCCUUCCUGAGCUUGAUAAUGGCACUUUGAUGGGAGUAUUUGUGGAAUAUAUUGUGUCGCCUUCACAAUUCUAUGUCCGAAUCUACAGUGCAGAAACAUCUGAUAAACUAGAAGACAUGAUGAUUGAGAUGAGAAGUUGUUAUUCAUCUAAAAGUGUAAUUGAUCGUUACAUCAUAUCUGAAGCUUUGAUCCGUCCUGGCCAACUUUGUUGUGUAAGGAAUAGGAAAGGCAAGUGGUGGUACCGAGCUAUCAUUCAUCGAAUGAUUGACGACCAGCAAGUGGAAGCAUUUUAUCCAGACUUUGGAAAUAUGGAUAUAGUACAGAAAUCUUCCCUAAGAUUUCUCAAGGACUGCUAUGCAAAGCUUCCUGCUCAAGCUAUCCCUUGUUCCUUAGCCUGGGUGAAACCCACUAAGGAUGACUGGACUCUUAGUGCCUCCCUUGAAUUCCAAAGAUUGUGUGAACUGAAGCUCCUGGUGGGAGUGGUGGAUGAAUAUAUAGAUGGAGUCCUUCAUCUUUUUCUUUGUGACACCAGCUCUGAUGAAGAUAUCUACUUGCACAACGUACUGAAGUUAGAAGGCCAUGCAUUCAUCUACAGUGAGAACAUUCCUUCCAAGGGCUUCAAAAAAAUGAAUUUUUCAACUCUGUAUUUGAAACCCAGUCCAAAGCAGGAGGCUGAUUUGACAGAGAAAGCAGAUUCAUUUCUUCAGCAGGAAUCUCUUGGGGACCUCUCAGACACAACUGAUUCAGGGUUCUGCAAGAGUGAAGAUGGUUUCCAGGAUACAGCAAGCUCAUACCUAAACUCUGAAAUGCCCUAUCUGGAACCAGUAUAUUCAUGCAAGGAAGUUUGGGAUGAGAAUUUGAUGCCUUCUUAUUACUAUGAAGAAAAGAAAAAUGGUGAUAUUGAUGAUAACUUGUGCUCAGAUAUUGCAGUAUUAUCCUGUCAAAUGCCAAACUGUGAAGAAAUCAAGAAUGAGACUCGGCAGAGCCAAGAUUUCAUGUCUGAGAGAAAAGACAUUUCCAGUGCUGCUGCUGAGAGAAACGAAUUGCCUGAUUUGGAACCUCUGAACCAAAUCUUGGACUCAUCUGGAAAAACUGAGACAACAAUUCCUGUUGGAGCUACAUAUAAUGCUUUGUUGCAAAACCUGGAAAAAUUUGACAUUUCAGUUGCCCGUUCUGAGAAAUCAGAUCUAGGCCAAUUUGAUGUGACUGUGAACAAUUGCACUUCUCAAUCUUUUCCAUCAACAUCUGCCUUAGAUUAUACAUGUGCGCUUAUGACAAAACCAGGAGAAGCUUCUUCAGAGAAGAAGAUAGAUGAUACUUCCAAGACCCAAGUAGUUUCUUUACGUAAGCCAGGGAGCUACUGUGGUCCUAAUGCCUUAAUGUUCACUGCAGAACUUCACGGCUCUUCAGCAUUCUGUGUCCCUUGCAGCCCUGCAGUAGCCAUGGGAGCCUCUGCUCGCUUAGCCACAUCUGGUGGCUAUUUCUCCCUUAACCUGAGGAACAUGAAGACAUCAGGUCAAAUGGCCUUGGGAAAGUUUCAUUGUUCAGCUGCAUCAUUGGACACAACAGUAAAAAAGCUUUUUUGAGGCUGCAGGAACUGGGUCAUAAUAAUUCAGAGUCUAGUUUCAGUUUAGUCAAACUGCUUUAGUUUUGC
Molecule: messenger RNA, 3226 nt
Organism: Anolis sagrei ordinatus
Lineage: Eukaryota; Metazoa; Chordata; Lepidosauria; Squamata; Anolidae
Gene: TDRD5
Product: tudor domain containing 5
Biological process (GO): germ cell development
Source: RefSeq, a predicted model, not a curated record